AUGUCUCUAAACACACUUCAAAUCCGACCGUUGAGCCCUUUCCCCAUUCAAACUUCCCGCCACACCUACCCUACAAACCUCAAAUUCUCCUCCAAAACCCUUCCAAGAACUCGCCAAAUAAAAUCCAAAUCUCAAGAAACCCACAAUUCCACUCGUCAAACCAAGACUCAACAGGAUGGCAUCCCCAUUGAAGAUGUCAAAAUCAUAGCCAAAUUCAAGUCUAGACACAACUACAUUCGGGUACUCGAAAUCUCUCGAAAAGCUGAUCACCCUUUUGCAGGCUCUAGACUCCUCCUUUUAGAUGCUCCUGGAAACAUUCAAAGCAUUUCCUUUCUCUUCAAAGCACUAACCAACACUUAUUUCGACGUUUUCGCUACUCUGCCCCCCAUCGUACCCCCUGGACCCAUUGCCAUUCUCGGGUUCGGAGCGGGUUCCGCAGCUCGCUUGUUGCUCGAAUUGUAUCCAGGAGUGGUGAUACAUGGAUGGGAGCUUGACCCAUCAGUGAUUGAUGUUGGAAGAGAGUAUUUUGGUCUCAAAAAACUCGAAAAACAAUACCCAGAUAGGCUUUUUAUUUACGUCGGAAAUGCAUUAACUGCUAAAGUUAAAGAUGGUUUCUCCGGAAUUCUUGUUGAUUUGUUUUGUAAAGGUAGUUUGAUACCUGAACUUCAAGAUCCAAACACUUGGGAGAAAUUAAGGAAGAGCUUGAGAAAAGGAGGGCGGAUCAUGGUGAAUGUUGGGGGCAGUUGUGUGGAGGCUGAGGAUAAAAGAAGGGAUGGUAAGGUGGUUAUGGAACGUACUUUGAAGGCAAUGCACCGGGUUUUCGGCAAUAGGCUUUUUGUAUUGAAUCUUGGGAAUCGAAAGGAUGAUAGCUCGCUCGCCAUCACUGGUCAAUUGCCGGAUCUUGAUGCUUGGAAGAAGAUGCUUCCCCGCUCUUUGAGUUGCUAUGUUGACAUGUGGGAACCGUUUAGUCUUUAG
This is a messenger RNA of Dovyalis caffra, 975 nucleotides long. NCBI's taxonomy places the organism in Eukaryota, Viridiplantae, Streptophyta, Magnoliopsida, Malpighiales, Salicaceae. The record is from the annotation of a GenBank genome assembly.